Molecule: messenger RNA, 3317 nt
Organism: Pogoniulus pusillus (Red-fronted tinkerbird)
Lineage: Eukaryota; Metazoa; Chordata; Aves; Piciformes; Lybiidae
Gene: REEP5
Product: receptor accessory protein 5
Exons: 5
Coding region: 498-1067 (189 amino acids)
Source: RefSeq, a predicted model, not a curated record
UCACUGAAGUAAGGAGGACCAUCCUUGCAGACGCGUCUCAGGCAGCUCCGAUUAGCUUAAAAAUCAUUCCGGCGCCUCUACUUGCAUAUGGCCGUAGCUGGAUCGUAAUGCCUGAGCGUGGAACGAGGACCCGCAGGAGGCAGUAGCGAGGCGCUAGCUCACCCUCUCCAGCCCCGUGCAGCAGCCCGCCUUUGUGCUCGCGACGUCCUCGAAAGAAAGGAAGAGCUCUUGCAGCUUCCCGCGACCGCCAUUUCGCGACGCAGGCUUGGCUGCAAAGGGCAGCUGAACAUGGCUCCGUACUGCUUGCCACCGCCUCCUGGCGGCUGAGCGGCUCCUCCAUUCCGCUUCCUGCCGUCCGGGCGCGGUAGCAGAGCUGGGCGCGGUGCCGCCUCCUGCAGCCGUGAGUGGGAGGGUGGCACCAAAGGUGGGGCCUGCUGCUCGGCGGCCGUGCGCCCAGGGUUGUCGGUUGAGUAGUGGGUAUUUGCGGCCGUCUCGCCAUGAUUGCGGCGAUGAGGCAAAAGUUUGACCGGUUCCUGCACGAGAAGAACUGCAUGACCGCCGUGCUCGAGCGCAUCGAGAGCAAGACUGGAGUCAAACGCACCUACAUUGCCACUGCCAUCGUCGGCGUGGUCGCCGUGUACCUGGUGGUUGGCUACGGGGCAUCCCUGCUCUGCAACGUCAUCGGAUUCGGCUAUCCUGCCUAUGUCUCCAUCAAGGCCAUUGAAAGUCCCAACAAAGAUGAUGACACACAGUGGCUGACUUACUGGGUUGUGUAUGGUGUUUUCAGCAUAGCAGAAUUCUUCUCUGAUAUUUUUCUGUGGUGGUUUCCUUUCUACUACAUGAUAAAGUGUGCCUUCCUGUUGUGGUGCAUGGCUCCAAGUCCUUCUAAUGGGGCAGAAUUUCUGUAUCAUCGAAUUAUCCGACCUUUAUUUCUGAAGCAUGAAGCUCAGCUUGACAGUGUUGUUAGAGACCUGAAAGACAAGGCUGCAGAGACUGCAGACACCAUUAGUAAAGAAGCCAAGAAAGCAACAGUGAACUUACUGGGUGAAGAAAAGAAGAGCACUUAAACUAAUAACUGGAAAAGUCUCUCUAUCAUUUCCUGUAUGAACCUUGAUGUUACUGGGAACUGUGGCAUAACUUUACUAAUAUUGCCUUGGAAAUGUUUUGACAUAUAAAAGGAAUGUCUUGUAAGUUCGCUUACUGCUUUGCUGUAUCUGUAUAGAAAGUGAGCAUUUUUUAUUUAAAAGCAGUGCAGUGGGCAGCAUCUAAAGUUUAAUGAAAAUAUUUUAUUCAUCUUUAUGCAGAAGAAUUAUUUCAGUAGUCUCUUUCACCAGUUACAUCAAAAGUACACAUCCAACACUUCCUUUGUCUCUGUGUGUGUAAUUACUCUUACACUUUGUUGCGCAUCUGGUAACAAAGCUAUUGUAUGCAAAAAAUACCAGUCUGAACAGGUUUUCUUGAAUCUACGGGGAAUUAUUGUGAGAGAUGGCAUAACAAACGUACUACUCACCAAUCGGGUUGUAAAUAAUGAAACUACAUAUUCUAGGCAGAUAGAGAUUACAUAACUGAUACUUGCUUUGCUCUAACAGUAUUGGGUAAAGUGUGUGUAUUAAAUGGAUGGGUACUAAAUGUUGGAAAGAGGAACUUCAUUCAGGUGAUUAAUCUUACAUUAUCAUGAAGUAAUUUGCCAAAAAAUAGAUGCAUUAAAUUGCACAAGAUCAACAUAAGAUGACAAAUAUAAAACUACUUGUCUCUUCUUGCUAAAUAAAAUUGUCAUCUAAAAUUGUUAGAGUGCCUUUUAAGACUACACUCUAAAGCACAAACAACGUUUUGCUGUGGGUCUUGCAAACACUUUUUCCCAAAGGCCUGUUAAAAUAUUAUCUGCCUUGGGUUAAAAUAUUGUCUGCCACAUCAUUAAUUGGAUGGUCUGUAACCUACAUGAGCUUUUUCUGCUCAUAAGAAUCUCCAAUUCCUUUUGACGGUACUAAGAAUAGCUUUGCAGAAGCACUAAAACUUCCUGGAGAUGCUAUUGUCAUUUGAUAUAUUCUUGACCAAUUAAUAAGAAUGUAAAAAAAGUUGUUAAGAGGAUAAAUGUUUGCUUGCAAUAAGUGGAAAGUAAUACUGAGUGUUUUAAAGCUGAACUUGGUUUUGCUUCUUUACACUACAGAAUUUUCAACAAAUUCAGCAUGAGUUACUGAAAUCUCCCUCAUCCAUGUGUCUUUAAAGCCUGCAGUAAUGCUGUGGCAGUUCUUAACUCACAAAACAUGCAGAUGGUAAGCUUUAGCUUUUGAAUAUGAUAAAAAGUGAUUUCUAGUCCACAUACCUAAAUUCAGAAAAUUUUUUAACCUUAAAACUAAACCCUUAAAACCUAAAGACUUUUGACUUUUUUUCUCUCUGGCUUUUUAUUUGUUGGUUCGUUUUGUUACAAGUUGGUAUAUAAAAAUUAACUCUACAUUUUCAAAUGUUAAGAACUGCAAAGGAAUGAAACCCAUCCUGCAACUCAGCUGGUCAGUUUUGAGAGACAAAUACUUUAAGCAGAGGUAUAAGUGUCUUGAGAGAAAAGAAAGCAUUUUAAACUGGAAAACACAGGCCUUAGAGCUGAUAAUGUGGACAAGGAAGUAGGAGACCCACUGCACCAUUUUCUAUAGGAAAUCCUAAUGCUGUGUUUUAAACAUUAGUAGCUAUGUACAUAGCAGUCAUGUGGCCAGUGUAGUUUAGUUUAACCUCUUUAAAUAAUAAGUAAUAAAUAAAAAUAAAGAUACUUAGUAGUCUAUUUGAUGUAGGUAGAAAAUACUACAUAACUUACUUCUCUAAAAGCUGAUGAUAAAUUUUAGACUUCCCAAGCCUCAUGAGGUCUGUAGUAGGGACAGGACUUUUCAUUUUUCAUACUAAAUGGUUCUUCCACUGUAUUUAAUGGGGAUAAAGCAUUUAUAGUUAAGCAUUAAAACAUUUUUUUGCAUAUUUUUCAACUUCAAGGUCUAAGCUUUUAAACAGUUUCUUAUCUUGGCCAGCAUCUGCAUUCAGUGCUCCUUUUUUGAAUUUCUACUUGCAUUAGAACUAGCAUCUGUUACUAUCAGAACUUGGUCUUGUCUACCUUUCUGUGCCAAUAGAAAUCACUGAAUUUCUGCAGCAAGUUACAGUUCCCUGCAGGUAAUUCCGCUGAGCUGGAUCCACAGAUCACUGUUCUUCUCAGUGUCUUCCUCACUACAUUUACGUGCAAAUGUUGGUACACACAUCUACUCCAUGUUUGUGCUGAAGUUGUAAUGUGCUAAAUAAAAAUGAACACAAAUAAAGAUGCUAUUACAGGGCUGCUAUAA